CCCAAGAAUAACUUUGAACUAAUUUUCACGCCAAACCUGCUCUUCUUCCUCCCCUUUCCGUUACGCAGAAUGGCCUCAACAUCUGACCAAAGAUCCACAUCAAAAGACUUAGAGCCUGGAAGUGGAGCUGCAAGCGCGCAGGCCGAGACGCUGCGGACCCGCGACUGAGCAUCCGAGGCGGUGAAUAAUAGCUCUUCAAGUCUGCAAUAAAAAAUGGCGUCCAAUAAAACUACAUUGCAAAAAAUGGGAAAGAAACAAAAUGGAAAAAGUAAAAAAGUUGAGGAAGCAGAGCCUGAAGAAUUUGUGGUAGAAAAAGUACUGGACCGCCGUGUAGUGAAUGGGAAGGUGGAAUAUUUUCUGAAGUGGAAGGGAUUUACAGAUGCUGACAAUACAUGGGAACCUGAAGAAAAUUUAGAUUGUCCAGAGUUAAUUGAAGCAUUUCUUAAUUCUCAAAAAGCUGGUAAAGAAAAAGAUGGUACAAAACGAAAAUCUUUAUCUGACAGUGAAUCUGAUGAUAGCAAAUCAAAGAAAAAAAGAGAUGCUGCUGACAAACCUAGAGGCUUUGCUAGAGGUCUUGAUCCUGAACGAAUAAUUGGUGCCACAGACAGUAGUGGGGAAUUGAUGUUUCUCAUGAAAUGGAAAGAUUCAGAUGAGGCUGACUUGGUGCUGGCAAAAGAGGCAAAUAUGAAAUGUCCUCAAAUUGUAAUCGCUUUUUAUGAAGAGAGACUAACCUGGCAUUCUUGUCCAGAAGAUGAAGCUCAAUAACUUACAUCAUUUAUAUAUAUUUAUAUAUAUAUAAAAUAUGGGUAAUAAUGGGUCUUGGUUUUGAUUUACUGGUGUGAAAAAAACAGCAUUCUAAUGAAAAUCAAGUUGAAUAUGUUAAUUUUGAAAAUAGUAUUUGGGAGAGUUGUUGGGUUUUGUUUGUUUUGCAUCUAUAGCACUGGUUUCUUUGAACAAAUAAAAGCUUUUGUAGUUGCUUUCUUUGUCAGUAAAGAGCUAGCCUGAUACAUUUCCUCUGCUUUUCUAAAUGUUAGGGGAAUUGUCCAUAGUCAAACUAAAUCAGAACUCAUGUUAUAACUUACAUGCUUAUGGACCAUUCUUGAGUUUUUUGUUUGUGUGUGUAUAAAUAAAAUACUUAUAUAAAUGG
Molecule: messenger RNA, 1147 nt
Organism: Cavia porcellus (domestic guinea pig)
Lineage: Eukaryota; Metazoa; Chordata; Mammalia; Rodentia; Caviidae
Product: chromobox protein homolog 3
Exons: 1
Coding region: 214-765 (183 amino acids)
Biological process (GO): negative regulation of transcription by RNA polymerase II; chromatin organization
Cellular component (GO): nucleus; pericentric heterochromatin
Molecular function (GO): chromatin binding
Source: RefSeq, a predicted model, not a curated record